AUGCACCAGCUCCAGGCCAGUGCUAAAGACCUGGCGGAGGUCGAGCGGCUCCGCAGCCUCGACGGGGGAGAGUGCUUCAAGUGCGGCAGGGCUUGCGCUCACUGCUGCGGUCCGUCAUCCGAGAUGGAUCCCUCAAAAAAGAAGAGCUCCAGAAGCAGUCAGGGGGGCUCCAGAAACAAUCAGGGGCUCGAGGAGAAGGAGGCGGAGAUUGCCAGCCUGAGGGCCAGGAAAGAGGAGCUCGAGAAGGAGAAGCUGAGCAUGCUGUCCAUGAUCGACAAGCUGAGCGGCCAGAUCGCAAAGCUGAAGGACGUGUCGCGGGCUGCCGGCCACGGCGACCUCAUCGACAGCAUGCUGGAGGAGUCCAAGCUCUCCGACACGAUGCAGAGCGAAGAGAUGUCCUGCUUCCUCCGGCUCUACGAGGACGCCGUGCGGCGCAUGAAGAGGGUGGAGGCCGUGGCCGCGCAGAAGCUGGCCGCCGCCGGCCAGGGCGCCUCCCAGCUGGCCCGGCAGUUCCCGGCGGUCUCCCUCGAGGCCCAGCAGCCCUCCGGCCCCUCCGAGUGGCCGGACAGCCCCGCCAGCCCCGGCGGCAGGGCGGGGGGGCGGCAGGGCGGCGGCCCUGCGGAGGGCCGCUACGCCCGGCUGCCCCGGCUGCUGCAGGGGCUGGACUGUG
Molecule: messenger RNA, 670 nt
Organism: Prorocentrum cordatum
Lineage: Eukaryota; Dinophyceae; Prorocentrales; Prorocentraceae
Source: the annotation of a GenBank genome assembly